Molecule: messenger RNA, 615 nt
Organism: Lathyrus oleraceus (garden pea)
Lineage: Eukaryota; Viridiplantae; Streptophyta; Magnoliopsida; Fabales; Fabaceae
Exons: 4
Coding region: 1-615 (204 amino acids)
Biological process (GO): proteolysis
Molecular function (GO): dipeptidyl-peptidase activity; serine-type exopeptidase activity
Source: RefSeq, a predicted model, not a curated record
AUGAUCAAUUUCAAGUGUUGGAGUGGUGUGAAAUCUAAUGCACCUAUAUUUGUCUACUUGGGUGCAGAAGUAGCAAUAGAUGAGAGUCCUAAUUCUAUAGGGUUUAUGAUCCACAACGCAUCUACCUUUAAAGCUCUCCUAGUGUUUAUUGAGCAUCGUUACUAUGGUAGAUCAGUACCAUUUGGAUCCAAGGAAAAGCAUUCAACAAUGCAAAUUUCUGAUCACUUCUACUUUAAUCCAGAAAGUUAUCGUAUAUUUGAUCAACGAUACAUGAUCAAUUUUAAGUGUUGGAGUGGUGUGAAAUCUAAUGCACCUAUGUUUGUCUACUUGGGCGCAGAAGUAGCAAUAGAUGAGAGUCCUAAUUCUAUAGGGUUUAUGAUCCACAACGCAUCUACCUUUAAAGCUCUCCUAGUGUUUAUUGAGCAUCGUUACUAUGGUAGAUCAGUACCAUUUGGAUCCAAGGAAAAGCAUUUAAAAAAUGCAAGUACACUUGAUUAUUUCAAUUCGGCUCAAGCACUAGCGGAUUAUGUCGAAGUAAUCAUACACAUUCAAAAAACAUUACAUGCCAAAAACUUGCCAGUAGUUGCGAUUGGAGGAUCAUCCGGUGAAAGUUAG